This is a messenger RNA of Solea senegalensis (Senegalese sole), 605 nucleotides long. RefSeq names its product myosin-6. Gene Ontology annotation, cellular component: myosin complex. The transcript has 6 exons. Gene Ontology annotation, molecular function: cytoskeletal motor activity; actin filament binding; ATP binding. The coding region runs from base 72 to 605 and encodes 177 amino acids. NCBI's taxonomy places the organism in Eukaryota, Metazoa, Chordata, Actinopteri, Pleuronectiformes, Soleidae. The record is from RefSeq and is a predicted model, not a curated record.
CAAUAGGUCACCAUUCUAUCUUAAGGACCUUUUAACACCAGUCAGUCGGGGUUUAUAAGGCUAGGUGAAAAAUGGGUGAUGCUGCCAUGGCAGAGUUUGGGCCAGCGGCCUCCUACCUACGGAAGUCAGACAGGGAGCGUCUGGAGGCCCAGACUCGUCCCUUCGACAUGAAGAAGGAGUGCUUUGUUCCCGACUCUGACGAGGAGUAUGUGAAGGCUUCCAUCACCAGCCGAGAGGGCGACAAAGUCACUGCUCAGACUGAGAAAGGGAAGACUGUCACAGUGAAGGACUGUGAUGUCCACCCCCAGAACCCGCCAAAGUUUGAUAAAAUUGAAGACAUGGCCAUGUUCACUUUCCUCCAUGAGCCCGCUGUGCUGUUUAACCUCAAAGAGCGUUACGCAGCAUGGAUGAUCUACACCUACUCUGGCCUCUUCUGUGUGACUGUCAACCCCUACAAGUGGCUGCCAGUCUACAACCAAGAGGUGGUUGUUGCCUACAGAGGAAAGAAGAGGAGUGAAGCUCCUCCUCACAUCUUCUCCAUCUCUGACAAUGCCUACCAGUACAUGCUCACUGACAGAGAAAAUCAGUCAAUUCUCAUCACGUAA